This is a messenger RNA of Brassica oleracea var. oleracea, 2847 nucleotides long. RefSeq lists its product as uncharacterized. The record is from RefSeq and is a predicted model, not a curated record. The coding region runs from base 811 to 2790 and encodes 659 amino acids. The transcript has a single exon. Lineage: Eukaryota; Viridiplantae; Streptophyta; Magnoliopsida; Brassicales; Brassicaceae.
GGGCCUAAUUAGCUGGCCCGCAUGGAUUUAGGAUGAUUCAGAGAUUGAAAUCCAUUUGUUCGAAGAGGAUAACAGCUCAAAGACAGAGAUGGAUGGUAGCGCCUACCAAGUGUUUGAGAAAAUGCUCAAGAGAAGAAAGAAAGUAACAAGGAAGAAGAAGAGAUUGACAAGACUUGUUCUAUAUAUUGAAGAUCAGUUGACAUAUAUUUUGAGCCACGAAGAGAGUAGUAACUCAGACAUGUUGGGGAUACAUAUCGAGAACACACUCAAGAGACAAAGAAAUAGUUGGUUGGAGUGGAGCAAAGGGAACUGUCAUUGGGUACACAGUUGGUAAAGGUUAGACAGAAAAUGGAAGAACAAGAGAAAGAAGAAGAGAAUAACAGAGAUUUCAGAGGGCAAGAGUAAGAGAGUGACCUUGAAGCAGAAACACAAGGUCAUAAGAAAGGUGAAGGAGCACCACAAAAGGAAGGAAAAGGAUGCUAAGAAGCUCGGCCAUUGCCGUAAACCAAGAGUAGAGAAAGACGCAAGUAUCCCCAGUGACUGGCCUCUCAAAGAACAUGAGCUCAAGGGCUUAGAGGCUCGACGUGCCCGUGCUCUCGAGGAGAUUGAACAGAAGAAAGUCGCUCGCAAAGAAAGGGCAAAAAGGAGGAAGAGAUGGAUACAAGGUUCAGAGAACUAUGGAUCAUAUACAAGGUCAAAAUGUUGUAAGGAGAUUAAAAUAGGGGUCUGGAGAAACAUGACUAGAAAUUGGCCUUGCCGUGUGAUGAAAGACGCUGCUGAGAAAGGGAACAAGAGUAUGAGUUUGAGACGAUGAUACACAACAAUCAAGCAUUAAACAGAAGACUGCUUCUGCUGAAAGUUGCAGAGAAAAAGAAAAGGAAAACAAGACUAGAGAACUAUAAGAAGAAGGUAACAAGUAUGAACGUGUGUAUGUUGUUCUGGCAUAGGACAGAUGUGGAUUUGCUGUUACUCCUAGUUGAAGAUGUGAACAGGGAGGAAGAAAGUGAUGACGAAGAUCCCUUGAAAAGGGAUGAUGAGCUUAAGGAGAUUGUUGAUGAGUAUUUUGGUAAAGAGUCUGAGCUUGGUGAAGGUGAAAAGUUUUUGAGUUAUUACUUUCUGAAACCGAUGUGUAAGGAGGAAGAUGGAAAAACUAAAACUCAAGUGAUAGAUGAAGCUGAGAUUGAGCUGUUUGAGAAAAAUGAGGAUUUGGUAUUUGGUAUGGACGGAAACUGCAAAUCCACAAAAGGGAUAUCUAUGGCUGUUGUUGACGCCAACGCCGUCAUGAAUGAACAGAGUGUAACCGACUUAGCCGAAAAUUUUGUAACCGUCCCUGAAGUACUCUCGGAGAUUCGCGAUGCUCAACAUCGUCUCAAAUUCAUCUCUUUCACUAUCGAAACCAUGGAACCAUCUCCUGAAUCUCUCAGUAGAUUUAUAAAAUUUGCUAAAGCUAUUGGUGAUUUGCAUACACUCUCUGAUGUUGAUCUUAAGUUGAUUGCUUUGACACACACGUUUGAGGCUGAGGUUCACGGUAUCAAAAAUCUUAGAGAUGUUCCUCCGCCUAUUCAAAUUGUUAGGGUAAAGAGACUACCUGAGAAGGAGUUACCUGGCUUGGGCUUCCAUGUGGCUAACUUGGAAGAGCGGGAGGCACUUGGGAACGAGACGGAGGAGAAAUCAAACACUACUGCCAAAAUUCUUCUUCUUCAAGACACUAACAUGAACAUCAUUCCUUCAGAAAACUGUUAUGAGGCUAGUUCUGUUGCGUCUCAUACUGUGGAUGAGGAAGAAGAAGGUGGGAGGAGGCAGAAGAGGUACCCGCCUAAGAAAACAGAGGUGAAGCUUGAGGGUAAUAUGGUAGUGGAAGGAUUAUAUACAUCACAGGGUGAAAAUGAUGAAGAAGAUGGUGGUAAAUGGAGACAUGCGGUUAGUAGCAGUACUCAUAAAUAUCUCUUCAGGAGAAGAACCAAGUGGGAACAUUACAAUGCCUUGGCUGAGCAAGAAAUUCAGAAAGAUCAAAAGGCUGACAAAGCUGGUUACUUUACCCAGGACACCAAUGAUCAGAUGUCUAAUGACUCUAAAGGAAAGUGUAGCGAAAAGAACGAUGAGGAGCUUUUGUCCAUCUUAAAAGAUAUGAGGUUGGAGGAAGAUUCAUUAAAGGCUCUCCAAGAAGGAACUGAAGAGACAAAUUUUAGCAAUGGCGAGAAUGAUAUUGAGGUCGAAGCUGAGGGGAUUGAUGUUGCUAAUGUGGCUAAUACAGUUCGAGGCUUUAGUUUUCGGUUUGGUGUAGCAACAAAGAUAAUCGAGGCUUGUGCAGACAAUGAACAAAGCCAGUUGUUUGUUGGCAAUAUGGGUUUCAGUGGUGUCAGUAUCUCAAUGUUGAGGAAGAAGAAGAUUUCCACUGGGCAGUGUGUCUGCUUGAUCGAUGACUAUGGUAAUCGAACAAUGCGACCAUGUCUCUCCAGUGGUGUCAAGAUUCUGGCUGAUGAAUUAAUCAAAGCAGACUUCACAGGCUUUAAGUGGUUAGUGUUAAGAUAUGCCGUUCUUAACUUGGAAGUAAUUAAAGUAGCUAUUGGAUUUGCCAAGCAAGAAGGUCUUUCUGUUUCUUUGGAUUUAGCUAGCUUUAAGAUGGCUCCUUACAUUGAAAAGGACUGGGAACUGAACAAAUACAAGGUUGAGAAGAAACUUAAGUUCAAGAUGUGUUCAAGCUUAAGGGAGAGAAUGUUGAAAAUAAGCUUGAAGAAAGCUUGUGGAGCAAGCUAUUCAAAAGAUAUUCGGAAUGUGAAAGAAAUAUGAAAUAUGUUUGUUUAGGAAUUAUCUAAAUAAGUUAAACUACUGAGAUUAUAAAGUUGA